UGAAAGUAAAGUUGAGAAUUUCGUUGAACAAAUCACAGAUAAACUUAUUGAGAAUGAAACACGUUUUGAAAAAACGCUAAGGGAACAGAAUAACGUGGCUCAAACUAAACUGCAGAAUAUGAAUGAAAAACCUGAGCUUUCUCAAGUGGUUCAGGCGUUGGAGGAGAAUUUAAAAUCGAUCAGCUAUAAACAAUAUGUUCCUCAAGGAUCGACUCCUCAGAGGAUCAGCAAGGACCAACUCCAGUAUCCGAGGAAGUUUGUCGCCACUGCACCGAGGAUGGAGUUGGUGAGGAAACUGAGAGAGAAGUACCCAGAAGCUGAAUCUGUACCCAAUGAAAACCUGAACUUUAAGGAGUAUUUGCCUGCAGACCCGUUUUUCAAUGGAGACAUUCCAGUUACAACUGAAAAAUCCACUGGCAGUAUUGGAUCUACUGGAGACAGACGCACCGAUUCCUCCACCCACUCCACGCCGAGGGCUGGCUCAGGACUGGGCCGCAGGUCUACCUCCAUGCCAGACUUGAAUGUAACAGACGAUAAUAAAGAAAACAUGAGAACUAGGAGUGCAAGGAGACCAACCAAAUCCAAAAUACCGGACCUUGUCAUUCCAAAAAAGAAGAAUAUCCUGGGACCUGCACAAAAUUUUGCCUGAAAAAUCUGUACAAAACCUUAUAUAAUAAUAGUUAAUAGAUAUUAAGUUUGAAAAAAUAUUAUUAUAAAAAAAAAAUGUAUAAAUGUAGUUUUAUCUCUUGCUUGUGAAAUGUGGUUAAUGUAGCAUAUUUGUAUAUUUAUUACUCUACACUUUUUUAAUGCUCUCUGAUGUUUUGUAAAUACUGUGAUUUUACUUUUUUAUCCUAAUAAACAUUCAUUAUUUUAUUUA
Messenger RNA from Macrosteles quadrilineatus (aster leafhopper), 877 nucleotides. RefSeq lists its product as uncharacterized. Gene Ontology annotation, molecular function: microtubule binding. The record is from RefSeq and is a predicted model, not a curated record. Lineage: Eukaryota; Metazoa; Arthropoda; Insecta; Hemiptera; Cicadellidae. The transcript has 4 exons. Bases 119 to 649 code for a protein of 176 amino acids.